Messenger RNA from Lolium rigidum, 2214 nucleotides. RefSeq lists its product as uncharacterized. Lineage: Eukaryota; Viridiplantae; Streptophyta; Magnoliopsida; Poales; Poaceae. The transcript is spliced from 2 exons. Bases 1 to 1917 code for a protein of 638 amino acids. The record is from RefSeq and is a predicted model, not a curated record.
AUGGCUCUCGUGCCCACCGGCGUCCCGGCCACCAUCCCCUGGUCCGAGAUGUUCCGCUCCGGCUCCGUCCGCCGCCCCAAGCAGGUGGAGGAGGACGCGCCCCCCAAGCCCUCGGCGCCAGGCAAGAAGACCGCGGCGGCGGCGGCGGCGGAGGCCGAGGGGCUCUCCCUGGAGCCGGACGCGCGGCUGGCGCUCUACAUCGCGAUGGCGCACGCGGGGCUGGCCACGGCGCUGCUCGUGCUCUACGGCCUCUACCUCCUCCUCGCCGACUUCCUCCGCCCGCUGCAGUGGGCGCUGCUCUGCUCCAUCCCGCUCCGCGAGACGCAGCGCGCGCUCGUCGCCUUCUGGGAGCCGCCGCUCCGGGCCGGCCUCAGCGCCACCGUGCUCGCGCUCCCGCUCGCCGCGCUGCGCUCCUGCGCCGCCACCCUCGCCGACGCGCGCGCCGCGCUCCUGCGCCGCCGCCUCCCGCCCUCCCCCUCCUUCCCGCGCCUCCUCCGCUGGCUCGUCUCCUCCUUCCUCUUCCUCCUCCUCCUCGAGCGCCUCGGCACCGCCGCCGCGCUCGUCAUCCUCGCGCUCUCCCUCGCCUUCUUCGCCGCCUCCUCCAAGCCCUCCUCCUUCAUCUCCCGGGCCGCCUCCUCCCGCAUCGCCUCCGGCCGCACGCCCUCCUCCCGCGGCCUCCUCCUCACCGGCGGCAUCCUCCGCCACCUCAAGACCCUCGUCGCCGUCGGCCUCAUGCUCGGCAUGAUCGUCGGCUUCCUCGGCGGCAGCGUCUUCUUCUCCUACAAGAUCGGGCUCGAGGGCAAGGACGCCGUCAUGUCCCUCAAGUCCCACGUCGAGAACGGCAACUACUCCGAAAAGAUUGGCCUCAAGAAGCUGCUCGACGACAAUGACAUCCCUGGCUUGGUGGAUCAGUACUCCGGGAAGCUCUACGACACCGUCUGGGAGCAGGUAGACCAGUUGGCAGUGCAGUACAACCUCACCGAUUUCACCAGCGGCUUCCGCCACUUCCUCAUCACCCAGUCCGUCGGCCCCAAGAGCAAGGACCUCAUCACUUCUCGACCGCACCCCUACUCGGUGAAGCUGCAGGCCAUCGCGGCGCGCGUCAAGAGGAGGGAAUGGGUGGAGAUCUACAAGGAGCUCGACUCCUUCUUCAGGGAGCUGUUGAUCACAAGGGAGGAUCUGGUGGUCAAGGCCAAGGACCUGGCAUUGCAGGGAACUGAGAUUGCAAAGAGCCUGCUGUCUAGCAGCACGUCCGUGCUCGGUGGCAGUGCCAGUCUGAUGCUAUCCAUUGCUCUCCGCAUCGUCUCCGGUGCAGCUGAGGUGCUCAAUUUCGUGUCGCAGCUCAUGGUCUUCUUGUGGGUGCUCUACUACCUCAUCACCGUCGAGGGUGGCGGGGCGACAGAGCAGGUCAUCGACCUUUUGCCGGUGUCCAAACAAGUGAAGGAGCGUUGCGUUGAGGUCAUAGACCAUGCCAUCAGCAGUGUCCUGCUAGCCACUGCCAAGAUUGCCAUAUUCCAAGGAUGCUUGACGUGGCUGCUGCUUAAGUUCUUCAAGGUGCAUUUUGUGUACACAUCAACCGUGCUCACAAUCAUCAGCGCGCUUUUUCCGAUACUACCAGCAUGGCUGUCCUCCAUAUUCGCCGCGGGGCAGCUGCUGACGGAAGGAAGAUAUGUGCUCACGGUUAUGGUAACAGUACUACACCUUGUGAUCAUGGAUUAUGGAACCACAGUCAUUCAGGAGGAUAUACCUGGGUACAAUGGCUAUCUCACUGGGCUUAGCAUAAUUGGUGGCAUGACAUUGUUUCCCAAUGCUCUUGAGGGUGCAAUAUUAGGUCCCCUUAUUAUGACGGUUGUGAUCGCAUUGAAGAACCUGUACACAGAGUUUGUGCUUGCUGAUACAGAGGAGGCCAGCAGCUAGCAUUGGAUGGAAAAGGCUACAUGUUUGAAGAGCUAUAUUUCCAUGUCGGCUUUCACCUUGUACCAUACCUGAGUAUACAAAGAUACCGCAUCGGUUGUGAUUGAUUCCUUCCUGUUGUAAUUUGCCCUUUUUUGCAGUAAUAUCUAUUGGGUUGUCCCAUAGAUUUGGUUUUGAUUUGCGUGGGGUUGGCCCUCAGUUUGAUUGAUACCAAAAUUGUACAGUAUUUUUUAGUUUGUUGAUGGUAAGCGUAAUCCAAAUCAAACUGAACCAGUGACGUGUUCAUGUUUUGUUCAUCAA